GCAAAUAAAAGAGAAGUCUAUCCUCUUCGCACGACCAGGCCACCACCGUCUCCAUCUCUGUCUGGAGUGCUUAAGCUAUGGCUUCAAUGGCUGCCCUCACUUCUCAAUUCUCUUCUCCUCCAGACUUCACAAAGCCUAUGCUUUCCUCAUCUUCCUUAUACAAAAUAAACACAGAAACAAAUGUUAUUAGCACGUGGAACUUAUCUCAGACUGGCUCUCAGAAGAAACCUCAAAGAAAACUUCAAAUUUGUGGUCUGUUUGGAGGAAAAAAGGACAGUAAUGAGAAGGGUGAUGAUGCUCCAUCAAAGGCAGGAAUUCUAGGAAACAUGCAAAAUUUGUAUGAGACUGUGAAGAAGGCCCAAAUGGUUGUUCAAGUUGAAGCAGUACGUGUGCAGAAAGAACUUGCAGCAGCAGAAUUUGAUGGUUAUUGUGAGGGUGAGCUUGUGAAGGUAACUUUAUCAGGAAACCAGCAUCCUGUACGCACUGAAAUCACAGAGGCUGCAAUGGAGUUAGGACCCGAAAAACUUGGUCUUUUGAUUACUGAGGCAUAUAAAGAUGCGCAUCAGAAGAGUGUGUUGGCCAUGAAGGAUAGGAUGAGUGAUCUUGCUCAGAGCUUGGGCAUGCCACCAGGUCUCAGUGAGGGGCUGAAGCAAUAAUCCAGCAGAGGUAUCAAUCGAGGAACUUCAACGUUGUACAAUAGAGGAGAAAGUAGGUAGACAACCUGAUGCCAUUUUCCCAAUAUUGACUACAUAACAUGAUCUAUCAUUUUUGGCCAAGGGAAUGUGUAGGAGAAUUAGGUGCAAACAGAAUAAUUUUCUCAUGUUAUAGAAAUUUUCUUCAACUGAAAGAAUUUUUUCAUGUUUUUUGGACAAUUUGCAGAAGUUUACAUGGACAAUUAUGACGAUUAUGUCUUGGUUUGGAAUUUACGUUGCCCCA
This is a messenger RNA of Coffea eugenioides, 936 nucleotides long. RefSeq names its product nucleoid-associated protein At2g24020, chloroplastic-like. The transcript is spliced from 7 exons. Gene Ontology annotation, molecular function: DNA binding. The coding region runs from base 78 to 656 and encodes 192 amino acids. NCBI's taxonomy places the organism in Eukaryota, Viridiplantae, Streptophyta, Magnoliopsida, Gentianales, Rubiaceae. The record is from RefSeq and is a predicted model, not a curated record.